CUCGGAUCGUCACCCUCCUGUCAAUCUCUUCCAAAUUGUGAAGGCGGAGGUUGUCAAACAUCAUGAAGGUCGCUGGAAUAAUCUCCAGUCUCGCGCUGGCCCUCUCUGGUGCCAUCGCUGCCCCGGGUGCUAUCGACCCCGACGAGUUCUCGCUGGCUCUGGCCGCCCGAGCUCUACCAAAUGCACCAGAUGAAUAUACCCCGACCAGCGUGAGCUGCCCAGCCAGUCGCCCAACAGUUCGCAGUGCUGCCAAGCUGUCUCCCAAUGAGACGUCAUGGCUGGACACUCGUCGCAGUAAGACUUUGUCGGCUAUGAAGGAUUUCUUCGGCCAUGUCAAGGUCGGCGAUUUUGAUGUGACCUCAUAUCUGAAUCAGCACGCGAGCAAUUCCUCCAAUCUGCCUAAUAUCGGCAUUGCCGUGUCGGGUGGUGGUUACCGCGCGUUGAUGAACGGUGCUGGUGCCCUCAAGGCCUUUGAUAGCCGCACAAAUAAUGCAACUACUAGUGGUCACCUGGGCGGCUUGCUUCAGUCGGCUACUUAUCUCUCCGGUCUGAGUGGUGGUAGCUGGCUGCUGGGAUCAAUCUAUAUCAACAACUUCACCACCAUCUCGUCGCUGCAGACACAUACGGAUGGUGCGGUAUGGCAAUUUGGCAACUCCAUCCUCGAGGGCCCGGAUACCGGCGGUGUUCAAAUUCUGGACUCGGCCAGCUACUACAAGGACCUGGCUACCGCUGUCGAGGGAAAGAAGACUGCUGGCUUUGACACCUCUAUCACCGAUAUCUGGGGUCGAGCUCUUUCCUAUCAAAUGUUCAAUGCGAGCAAUGGAGGUAUUGACUAUACCUGGUCAUCUAUUGCCGAGACGCAGGACUUCAUUGAUGGCAACUACCCCCUGCCUCUCGUUGUUGCAGACGGUCGCAACCCCGGCGAAAAGGUCGUUGGCAGCAACUCAACUGUGUAUGAGUUCAAUCCCUGGGAGUUUGGUACCUGGGACCCGACCAUCUUCGGCUUCGUUCCUCUGAAGCACCUCGGUUCCAGGUUCGUGGGCGGCUCCCUCCCCAGCAACGAGAGCUGCAUCGGUGGUUUCGACAGUGCCGGCUUCGUGAUUGGAACUUCAUCCACUUUGUUCAACCAGUUCCUCCUCCAACUCAACACCACCUCACUGCCCACCUUCGUGAAGAACAUCUUCGUCGAUAUCCUCGAUAAGCUGGACAAGGCCGACGACGACAUUGCGGCUUAUGACCCGAACCCCUUCUACCACUACAACAACCAUUCCUCCCCGUAUGCCUCGCAAACCGCUCUUGACGUCGUUGAUGGUGGUGAAGACUUGCAAAACGUCCCUCUGCACCCUCUCAUCCAACCCGAGCGCCACGUCGACGUGAUCUUCGCUGUUGAUUCCUCCGCCGACACAACCUACAGCUGGCCCAACGGCACAGCCCUAGUCGCCACCUACGAGCGCAGCCUCAACAGCACCGGCAUUGGCAACGGCACCGCCUUCCCCGCCAUCCCAGACCAAAACACCUUCGUCAACCUCGGCUUAAACACACGACCAACCUUCUUUGGCUGCAACAGCUCCAACCUCACCGGCCCGGCACCGCUGGUCGUCUACGUUCCUAACUACCCUUACUCAACCCACUCCAACGUCUCCACCUUCACCCUUUCUUACAACGACACCCAGCGUGACGAUAUCAUCCUCAACGGGUACGAGGUCGCCACCAUGGCUAAUAGCACUCGCGACGGGAACUGGACUGCCUGCGUGGGCUGUGCUAUUCUCGCCCGCUCCUUCGAGCGCACGGGCACUACACUCCCCAGUAUCUGUACCCAGUGUUUCUCGAAUUACUGCUGGGAUGGAACUGUCAACUCGACUAAGCCUCAUGAAUUUGAGCCUACAGCCUUGUUGGGGGUUAAGUCGAGUGGAGCGGGUGUUUUGAUGCCAACUGUGUUGUCCGCUGUUGUGGCUACUGGUGUGGCGUUGUUUGCCUUUGUGUAGAGUAGAUAGGGUGCAUAUUGACGUGCUUUUUUUUUGUUUUUUGGGUUGGGGUUCCUGGCGCUUUCAUGCGGGCUUUCAUGAUGUUACUGACAGCCAUUAUGACCAUUCUCUUUUUUUUGGAUUCUAGACACGGGUCGUAUUUUACUCGGAUUCGUUCAAAAUUCACAGAUUCCGUUCGGAUAUUUUAGAAUCGGAUUAAUGGAGAUGUCUAGAAAAAUGCAAAAUAUGUCAAUUAUUUGAGAUGAUUUGGGAUUUCUGUCUCAGAUGACCUUCAGAGGAAUGACUGCAUUUGCACCGAGUACCUUGGUAGAUGGUGCGUCAACUGUGGAUAUAACAAACUCGUCUCUGGAUCUUGUGUCAAGUUUACAUCCAAGCAAGCCUAUAUGGAUCGAAGUGAGACGAAUGUGUUGGUUGGAGAUGAAUACCUA
This is a messenger RNA of Penicillium subrubescens, 2413 nucleotides long. RefSeq names its product lysophospholipase family protein. The transcript has 3 exons. The coding region runs from base 63 to 1985 and encodes 640 amino acids. The record is from RefSeq and is a predicted model, not a curated record. Gene Ontology annotation, biological process: glycerophospholipid catabolic process. Lineage: Eukaryota; Fungi; Ascomycota; Eurotiomycetes; Eurotiales; Aspergillaceae. Gene Ontology annotation, molecular function: A2-type glycerophospholipase activity. Gene Ontology annotation, cellular component: cytosol; intracellular membrane-bounded organelle.